AUGGUAUUCUAUCGAUUGAGUUCAAGCGUAGUUGUACUUGCUGAUUUCCAACAACAGGCUCUUCUUCAACACAAUUAUUUUCGUCAACUUCAUUGUACUGCUGCAAUGGCGCUCAAUUCAACAAUAAAUACCAUUGCUCAAAAUUAUGCUAAUUAUUUAGCGACGAACAAUCUUUUUGUGCAUAGUGGAGUUUCAGGAUUAGGUGAAAACCUUUGGUCUAUGUCAUCUUCAGUUGCUAUAACCUUUAUCAAUGGUUCGUCACCAACUAACAGUUGGUACAAUGAGAUCUCCUUGUACAAUUAUGGUUCGCCCGGUUUUUCAUCAUCAACCGGGCAUUUUACACAAGUUAUAUGGAAAGAAUCAAUACAAUUAGGCAUUGGUAUUGCAUUUACUAGCGAUAAUAAAAUUGCUAAGGUUGUGGCAAACUAUUAUCCUGCAGGAAAUAAAGGUGGUGCAUUUCCUUCUAAUGUACUGCCACUUUGCUCGACAUCUUCAUCAAAUAAUUCAGCAAUGAUUGGAAUACAAUCAAAUAAUUGCUUAUUGGGAACGAUUUCUGUCGUCAGUUUAUUAUUUAACCUGUUGUCAUAA
Messenger RNA from Rotaria sordida, 588 nucleotides. Lineage: Eukaryota; Metazoa; Rotifera; Eurotatoria; Philodinida; Philodinidae. The record is from the annotation of a GenBank genome assembly.